Messenger RNA from Arachis duranensis, 1043 nucleotides. Its product is annotated as protein NRT1/ PTR FAMILY 5.4-like. Gene Ontology annotation, cellular component: membrane. The record is from RefSeq and is a predicted model, not a curated record. Gene Ontology annotation, molecular function: transmembrane transporter activity. The coding region runs from base 1 to 1011 and encodes 336 amino acids. Gene Ontology annotation, biological process: transmembrane transport. Lineage: Eukaryota; Viridiplantae; Streptophyta; Magnoliopsida; Fabales; Fabaceae. The transcript has 3 exons.
AUGACUCAGACUGAAGGCACCACUAUGGUUAACGACGACAGCAACAUUCCCGCUAAAACCACCAAAAAGGGUGGCUGGCAUGCUGCCAUCUUCAUCACAUGUGUGGAAUUUGCGGAGCGAUUUACUUCGAUGGGUUUGUCUGCAAAUUUGAUAACAUACUUAACAAAAGAGCUUAGCGAAUUUUUAGACAAGGCAAUGAUCAUUGAUGAGCAUGAUGUUGCCAAUAACACAAGAGAUCCAUGGAGGUUGUGCACAUUAAAUCAAGUUGAAGAAGUGAAGCUUGUCCUUCGAUUAAUUCCAAUAUGGCUAAGUUGUUUGAUGUUCGUAGUUGUCCAAAGUCAACUAGCAACAUUUUUUGUGAAGCAAGGUAGCACAAUGAACCGUUCCCUCGGACCAAACUUUCAAAUUCCUCCGGCAUCGCUUCAAGGCGUUGUCGGAGUUAUAAUUCUUUUCGCCGUCGCAUCUUACGACCGAAUCUUCGUCCCAAUUGUCCGGAAAUUCACCGGACAUCAAUCCGGCAUAACGGUUUUACAAAGGAUUGGAAUUGGUCUUUUUUGUUCCACACUUUGUAUGGUUGUCUCGGCACUCGUAGAGGGCAAAAGAGUAAAUGCGGCUAACCAACACAAGAAUAAUUAUAAUACUAUUGAAGGUUUUUCACCUAUGAGUAUAUGGUGGUUACUGCCUCAAUAUGCUAUUCUCGGCGUCGCCGAUGCGUUCGCGGUGGUUGGACUUCAAGAAUUGUUCUAUACUCAGAUGUCGGAGGCGAUGAGAAGCGUCGGCGCCGCCGCGUUUUUAAGCGUUUUAGGGGUUGGAAAUUUUGUUGCCAAUGCUAUUAUUGAUAUUGUGGUGGAAAUAACUUCAAAAAGUGGGGGGAAAUGGUUGGUGGGAAACAAUUUGAAUAAGGCACACCUUGAUUACUUUUAUUGGGUGUUGGCUGGGUUAAGUGCUCUAAGCUUAGGUCUUUAUUUAUUAGUCUCUAGUAGUUUUGUCUACAAAAAGGUGCAUGUGUAAGAUUAGUAAUGGUGUUUGGCUUUUGUUAUUUA